Messenger RNA from Naegleria fowleri, 477 nucleotides. RefSeq lists its product as uncharacterized. The record is from RefSeq and is a predicted model, not a curated record. The transcript has 2 exons. Bases 1 to 477 code for a protein of 158 amino acids. NCBI's taxonomy places the organism in Eukaryota, Heterolobosea, Eutetramitea, Acrasida, Naegleriidae.
AUGCCCGAAAAGGAAGAACAAUCAUUUCCUUCCGUAACAUCAUCAUCAUCGGAGUGUUCAUCUAGGAAGGAUGAUGAUGCACCGAUAACAACAUCUGCCAUUUCAUUAACAUCAAAUCCAUACAACGGAUCAAAAUUAUUCCGAUACGUGAUGGAUUAUUUGAAUGAAGUAAAAACCAAGCCUAAAGAUUUGGUGUUGGAAUGUGAGGAGGUGUCUAUGCAAGUACUCGAUAAUGAAAAUGGAUUUAAAUAUGUGAUGAGAAAGAUGGAUGGAAAAGAAGAGUUAGAGGAAGCUUUUUUUAUUGAAUAUUUGGAAAAGUAUUGUCAUGAGUAUCAUCGAUUCUUAUUUGAUCAAGAACAGUCGUCGUCGUCAGAUAGUAGUAAUGACGCAGAAAUUUCUCCAACAACCAUUCAACAUGUCAUCGAAAUGCAGUCUUCGACUACCCUCAUUGAAGAUGUCACUGAGGAAAUGAAUUAG